Teleopsis dalmanni is the source of this 801-nucleotide messenger RNA. RefSeq lists its product as uncharacterized. The record is from RefSeq and is a predicted model, not a curated record. The transcript has a single exon. Bases 1 to 801 code for a protein of 266 amino acids. NCBI's taxonomy places the organism in Eukaryota, Metazoa, Arthropoda, Insecta, Diptera, Diopsidae.
AUGGAAGGCGAGUUAAAACCACUUAAGGUGAAGGCAUUGCAGGUAAUAGGUCAACCCGCAUUACAGACACACUACAUUGCUGGCGACGAAUUGGUCGUCAUAGAUCUGUUGGACCGGUUCAGUCAUCUUGGCAAGCUACUGCGCACUACUGCAUACAUAUUGCGUUUCCAAAAGGCACAUCAGCGGGUUCGUUCGCAUACACACAUCUGUACAGGCGAAGUGGACAUUGCUUUAAAUAACCACAUCAAGGCAGAUCAAGCGAAAUAUUUCGCAGCGGAAAUCAAGCAGCUGAAAAAGGCACAGCCCAUAUCCACAUCCAGCAAGCUCAUUGCACUGAGUCCAUUCAUCAACUCCACAGCGGACAAUAUAUUGCGAGUAGGCGGACGCCUACAUAAUGCGAGGGUGGCAGAGCCACAUCAUCAUCCAAUCAUUUUUCCGAAGGAUAGCACAUUGGCCAGGCUUUUAAUAUGGCAGGUGCAUCAGGACACACUUCACGGCGGUAUACAAAUUAUGCUUCAUACGAUUCGACACAAAUAUUGGAUUUUACAGGCACGCAUUUUGGUCAAGCAAUGCAUACCUUCAUGCGCGAUUUCCAGGCGGCAUAAAUACAUAAUGCUAAAACAACGUAUGGCGACAUUACCAAAGGCUCGGGUCACCCCAUCUCCACCAUUUGCAAGAUCUGGUUUAGACUAUUGCGGUCCAUUCAACAUUCGGCUCCAAGGCUGUACGAACCGUGCGGAAGGCUUACGUAGCAAUCUUUGUGUGCAUGGUAACCAAGGCAGUGCACAUCGAACUGGCUGA